Messenger RNA from Gadus chalcogrammus (walleye pollock), 4052 nucleotides. Its product is annotated as coronin-1C-A. Lineage: Eukaryota; Metazoa; Chordata; Actinopteri; Gadiformes; Gadidae. The record is from RefSeq and is a predicted model, not a curated record. Bases 156 to 1577 code for a protein of 473 amino acids. Gene Ontology annotation, molecular function: actin filament binding. Gene Ontology annotation, biological process: actin filament organization; neural crest cell migration. The transcript is spliced from 11 exons.
GGCGUUGAACCAAGCGGUGACAGUGCUGGGACUGGGAGAAGAACACAAGCGAGUUGUCAUCCGCGGUUUCAACAAGUGUUGGAUCAAUUGGUUAAACGUCGGACUGUGUUUUAUUAAUUGGCUGUUCGGAGUAUUUUUUGUAUAUCUUAGAAGAUAUGUUCAGACGAGUUGUACGACAGAGCAAAUUCCGUCACGUCUUUGGUCAACCGGUGAAGAAUGACCAAUGCUACGAUGAUAUCCGGGUGUCGCGGGUCACCUGGGACAGUGCCUUCUGUGCAGUCAACCCCAAAUUUGUUGCCAUAAUUAUUGAGGCCAGUGGUGGCGGAGCGUUCCUGGUUCUUCCUCUAUCCAAGACGGGCCGAAUCGACAAAUCCUACCCUACAGUGUGUGGCCACACCGGUCCUGUGCUGGACAUCGACUGGUGUCCUCAUAAUGACCAGGUCAUCGCCAGCGGCUCUGAGGACUGCAAUAUCAUGGUGUGGCAGAUACCCGAGAAUGGCCUGAUAACCGCACUGGAGGAGCCGGUGGUGGUCCUGAAGGGACAUUCCAAGAGGGUGGGCAUCAUCUCCUGGCAUCCCACCGCACGCAACGUCCUGCUCAGCGCUGGCUGCGACAACCAGGUGAUAGUCUGGGACGUGAGCACGGGGGAAGCCAUGAUCACCCUGGAGGACAUGCACCCAGACGUGAUCUUCAGUGCCUGCUGGAACCGCAACGGCAGCCUGAUCUGCACCGCCUGCAAGGACAAGACCAUCCGCGUCAUCGACCCCCGCAAGGAGACCAUCGUCGCCGAGAAGGAGAAGGCCCAUGAAGGGGCUCGGCCAAUGAGAGCCAUUUUCCUGUCUGACGGGAAUGUCUUCACAACGGGUUUCAGCCGAAUGAGCGAGAGACAACUGGCCCUGUGGAACCCGGAAAGCAUGGACGAGCCCAUCUCCGUGCACGAGAUGGACACCAGCAACGGAGUCCUUCUGCCCUUCUAUGACCCCGACACCAACGUGGUUUACCUCUGUGGAAAGGGCGACAGCAGCAUCCGCUACUUUGAGAUCACAGACGAGGCGCCCUUUGUCCACUACCUCAGCACCUACACCACCAAGGAGCCCCAGAGAGGGAUGGGCUACAUGUCAAAGAGGGGCCUGGAUGUCAACAAGUGUGAGAUCGCCCGCUUUUACAAGCUGCAGGAGAGGAAGUGCGAGCCCAUAAUCAUGACGGUGCCCAGGAAGUCUGACCUGUUCCAGGACGACCUGUACCCCGACACGGCGGGGCCGGACCCGGCUCUGGAGGCAGAGGACUGGUUCGAGGGCAAGAAUGGAGACCCCAUCCUCGUCUCCCUGAAGAACGGCUAUGUCCCCGGCAAGAACCGAGACCUCAAAGUGGUCAAGAAGAACAUUCUGGACAACAAGGCAAAGAACACGGAGAAGACGGGACCCGCAACCAAGACUGCAAGCCCCACUGCCUCAAUAAAGGGUGAUGUCAAGCUGGAUGAGAUCUUGAACGAGAUUAAAUCCCUCAAGGAGCUGGUGAGCAGUCAGGAAAAGAGAAUCAUCCAACUUGAAGAGCAGAUGUCCAAAAUUGCCAUUUAAGGGUUUCGUCCGUCUCUCUCUCUCCCCCCCCCCCACCAUCCUCCAUCAAACCCACUACAAUUCAGGACUUUCCAUUGGCUGGGCGGUGGGCAGGACUAGUCAAUGCCAAACUCAAUGACAGAGUUCUUCCCCAAGCCUGCCUAGCAACAUUCCUGAUUUAUUAUUAUUUUCUUAACCAGCCCCUUACCCCUCCUCAGUCAGCGCUGAACGAAUCCCAAAGGACUUAAACUUUAGAAGAAAAUAUGCUUUUUCUUUCUUUUGUUACGUCUAUUUUCUUUUCCAAUUAUGACCAAGAUCACACUUUUUUACAGUGGAUGUAUUUUUUUUUUUUUCUUAGCUUUAAUUUCUUCUUUCUGAGUCGGUGACAGUAUUUCAUCAACCAAAGCACGCAUUCUGUUGCCAUAUUCAAAGUUGUCUUGUUUACACCUUUUUGACAGUAUUCUUAUUAUAUAUUUCUUUGUGGGAACAUUCCAAAUGUAUAUCCUAGGACUCAGUGGUGUAUUCUGCUCAGUAUCGUUCAUGCUUAAUUCAAUCUUUAGAGGAAGAAGUCAUGAUGAUAGACAGAAAAAAAUCCUUCAAAUAAUUCAACCAAACUCAAAGUAAUGUGCCACACUCACAAACCUGAUAACUUCUUGACCUACGCUGACGACAUCCUUCUUGUUGUGAUCUUGUUUUAAACGUACCGAUUGGACAUAUGUAGAAAAUCCAUUGUGUCCAUAAUAGGGCAACCAGCACCUUAUGAUCAUAGAAUUAAUGAUAAAAAGUUUUGCAGUUAUUUCACAAGCUAUUGUUUUAGGCAAAGGAAAAACAUACGAUGAAAACAUACCAUAAAGCUGACCCUAAUGCAGCCUUGGGUACUGUCGCUGUCCCCACUCUAACUUUAACUAAUUCCAUUCCCACUUUGUGACUAAUAAUGCCAUUGGGAGACAGGGAGCCGGUUCAACAUUAAACUCUCAGAUAUGUCAUUUACUUUUUCUUUUAAAUGCUGUAACAUUCCCCUUGGUUUUUGUGUUUGUAUAUCUGGGCUUCUUUACUGGGACUCUCUCCCUUCCAUUCCUCUGGUCAAAUACUUCAUGUUCUAUCCUGUCCAAACGUGAAUUCAUGCAAAACAAAGUUUGUUAAUGUCUCGACCAGCUGCAUCAACUGGCAGAUCUGUCGAGAACCCUUUCAACAGUCUUGAGGCGUCAGUCGUGCCUCAUAUCUUUGGCCUUCUUGGUGCAUUCUCAAAAAGGUUAUUUAAUAUUCAUGCCAGAAUGUGACAAAGGCAUACCUAUUACUACAACCAAUUGAAUCAUUGGGUCAUUGCUUUGCUGUUCUUUUCAUCGCUCCAUCUGUGCUUGUAUCUUGCAUUGCACAUUCCACUCCUUGCUUAUUUCUGUUAUGGUCGUUUCCGCAAAUGCUUCAAAUUCCAACGUGCUAGUUGAAUUAGUUUAGGGGUAAAUGUAGGUGUUUGUCCAGUUUAAUUGUCUUGAUGGAUUUGCCAAUAAGGAUAGAAGCUCGGUCCUGAUCGGAUAGAGGGGUGGCAAGCCAGCUUGUGGUUUGCUGUCGAUUGCCUUUUUAAAAGUGUGCUACCACUGUCGAGACAAGUAAGUGCCACAGUGCGGGUUGCCAAGAAAUGGAAAAGACUGUGAGGAACGUCGGUUCGAUUAAACAUUUGGUAGAUGCAACGUAAACUUCCUUUUGAGGCACUUAAACAAAAAAUGACCAUGGAGCCAGCAGUGUUAAUAUUGACCCAAACAUUGACUCUUAUUUAAAAGCAUGGCAGUCUUGAUUGCGUCAGCGGAUUGAACAUUCUUGAAACACAUUGUAGACCAGCUGUGUUGAGCACAGUAGAGUUCUUAUAUCAAUGCAAGGUUUUGUUGGCUCUUUUUAUUAACGCAAGCCUGUCACUCUAAUACAACUCCAAAAUCCAGUCAGCAAUGGACCAUUCUGGUCCUAAUUGACUAUUGAUUGAUAUUGUUGAUCCGAUAAUUAUUUUUAAAUGUGUCACCUGUACCCAGGAGACGCAUAGACUUAAAGUCUUACUAUUGGGCCUCGCGAGGAGAAGCAGAAGGUUAGUUUGAGAGAUGGGUAGCGAAUAGUUGAUCAAAAGGGACAUGGUAGGUUGACAGAUUGAUGAAUGUGUAUAAUGAAAGGUCUGGGAUAAAUGAGCGAAAGCUGUGUAAAUAAUGACGAUCUUUUUGUGCUGAGGAGGGGAUUUGUAUGGGAGUUGGGUUCUAUUGGGUUUUAACUGUCCCCCCCACCCCUCCAUCCACAUCUCCCUGUCUGUGUGUUCCUACACCGUGCCAUAAUACAUCAUGCGAGUGGAGAGAACAAAAUGAAAUGGUUCUUCAUUUUAAGGCAUUAUGAAUAUGAACCAGGAUCAGUUAUCAUGUCGGAGGCUGGCUCAGCAUCUCUGCUCAAUAUCCCUGCUUCAAGUAUCGAUGUUGAUUAUAAGAAAGUUAAUAAAGAAAUUUUAAGGGUGGAUCACCAGUG